Messenger RNA from Aphis gossypii (cotton aphid), 1153 nucleotides. It is a transcript of the gene mRpL2, whose product is annotated as 39S ribosomal protein L2, mitochondrial. The coding region runs from base 156 to 1067 and encodes 303 amino acids. The transcript has 4 exons. NCBI's taxonomy places the organism in Eukaryota, Metazoa, Arthropoda, Insecta, Hemiptera, Aphididae. Gene Ontology annotation, molecular function: structural constituent of ribosome; RNA binding. Gene Ontology annotation, cellular component: ribosome. The record is from RefSeq and is a predicted model, not a curated record. Gene Ontology annotation, biological process: cytoplasmic translation.
AUUGAUAUUGUGUCUAAUAAUGUCCAAUAAUUAAAAAAGAAAAAAAAUUGGAAAUCUUCAAAUUUUUGUUAUAAAAUACCAGGCACGGUUUCGGGCCGUAUUAUUUGAUGUUAGGAUAAAUUUAAAUAAUAUUCAUAAGUUUAAAAGUUGCGAAAAUGUCAGUUUCAUUUUUAGCGCCGGCUUUGCGUUUCUCUGUAUUUGAUCCUACGAAGUUGAAGACCAUACAUUCGGUUUUUUUUAAUGUUGUAAGACACAAAUGGAAUUUCACACACAUGGAGUUGCCUAGUCCAAAGUCAAGAAACUUCAGACGGGAAAUUGAAUGGCCCGAAAAAUACACCGUAAAACCAUUGAACAAUAAACACUUGGCGGGCCGAGACCCGAUCUCUGGUCGAGUCGUUGUCAAGGGCUUGGGUGGUGGUAUCAAACAGAAAUAUCAUUGGGUUGAUUUAAAACGUUUUGGACCAACUGGUGAACAUGAUGCUCCUCGAAUUGAUCGUGUCUUAGAAAUAAUGGACUGUGGCUGUAGAACAGCUAAAGUAGCAUUAGUUGGUUGUGGCACAAAUUUAAAAUACAUUAUUGCAACUGUUAAUAUGAAACCUGGAGACAUGUUGGUCACAUCUGGUUACAUUCCUCGCAUUCCAGUUAAUCCAAAUGAAGGAGAUGCAUAUCCACUUGGUGCAUUGUCUAAGGGAACAAAAGUUCACUGUAUUGAGAAAAUGCCAGGUGAAGGGGCUCAUUAUGUAAUGACAGCUGGAUCAACAGCCACUAUAUUAAGACAAGUUGACGACAGGGUCAUUGUUCAGUUGCCAUCAAAAUUACAAGUAUCACUCUCUAAACAUUGUAUGGCAUCGAUUGGACAAAUAUCAAAUGCAAAUCACUUUAAAGAACACAUCGGCAGUCCAAAUCGUAACCGUGAAUUGGGUAAUCGCCCUCGGUCUGGAUUGUGGCAAAGAAAAACUGGUCGUUUUGGCCGUAAAAUUAGACCACCACCACCCUUAAAAAUUAUAACUGAACUUGCUCCAAAAAAAUUAGAAAAAGUUACAUUAGAACUAAGUGCUUUGUUUUGAAAUAUAUGUACUUAGAAUAUUGAACUAUAAACUGUUAUACCAAACAUGUGUAAAAUAAAAUAAAAUAAAAUUAUAUUACAUUUUAA